GCCACUUGCGUAAUCUUCCUCUCUACAACACCACCCUUCUUAGUCAGGCAUGAGCGACCACCUCUUCGUUCUUGUUCACGGGCUAUGGGGUAAACCAGGCCAUCUCUGGUGCAUCAAAGAAUCGCUCCAAGAGCGACAUCCAGCAUGUCGCAUCCUCGUCUCUGACGUCAAUGAAGGGAAUCGCACCUACGACGGCGUCGAUACAUGCGGCGAACGUAUCGCUACUGAAAUCAUGGACUUCAUCAAAGCAGCCGAUGCAGAGGAAGAAGAAACGCUUGUGAGCGCAAGUAGUAGCAGUACCCUGCGGAAUUCCAAAAUCCGCUACAUCUCCAUCGUUGGCUACUCACUCGGUGGUCUUGCGGCGCGUUAUGCGAUUGGCGUUUUGCAAGAUCGUGGAGUCUUUGAAGAAGUGACGCCUGUGUCUUUCACGACGUUUGCUACACCGCAUGUUGGUUGUUCGCCGACUGAGAAGGGCUUUUUCAGCUGGAUGGCGAUGACGUUUGGUCCUCGCGCGCUGAGUAUGACAGGCGCCCAUCUCUUCCUCUCAGACGACUACUAUACAGAUGAAGACACCAAAUUACCGUUACUACAAGUCAUGGCAGAUGAACGGUCCGUCUUCCACAAGGGUCUCAAACGAUUCCGGCAACGCCAAGCCUAUGCCAAUAUCCAAUUCGAUCGAUCCGUACCCUACUGGACUGCUGCAUUUUCAGAGCGCGAUCCAUACAGAGAUUUGGGGAAAGUACAAUUACAGCAUGAUGAAGCCUACGACAAUGUCAUGCUCGAUCCACGGGAUCCUGUACAACCACUCGGUAAAGUACAACGUCCAUUCAAUGAAAAAGAUCAGUCUGCGGGACUCGGUCCACGAGAUUAUGUAUUGCGCGUGACGCUCUUCACGCUGUUCCCACUCAUGAUUACGGUAUUCAUGGUGAAUGCCGUGGUGUUGACAUUCAAGUCACAGAACCGCAUCACGUUGCAUCGUCAAGGAAGCGAAGGCAGUCAUACCGAAGGUCGUACACGUCUCCUUGCUGGUGUUGCACAGAAUAUCGUGGAGGAAGUCUUUGACAAUGCUCCUGAAGAGGAACAAUCUACCGUUCCUGCGAGAACUGACGAGAGCGGCAUGGAUUGGGUCGCGCCCCUUGCACUGACACAGACACAACGAGACAUCAUUGGGAAUUUGUCAAAGAUGGAGUGGGAAAAGUAUCAAGUGCAUAUUCACAAGACUCAGCAUACACAUGCUGCGAUUAUUUGUCGGAUGAAGGAUACACCGAGAGUCGAGGAAGGCAAGGUUGUUAUGCGGCAUUGGCUAGAUCAUUUGCAGAUGCCGUCAAAGUAAGGAGAUCUUUGGCUUCUUUGUUCAUUAUUUCAGCCCGUAGCCCGUAGCGUGGUUUUAGAUGUUUAGCUUGCUAGCUGAUGUUUCUUUGUACAACGUCAAAUCUAUAGAAAUCAAGAGCAAGAUAGCGUCAACUGGAUACUUGGCCAG
Protomyces lactucae-debilis is the source of this 1480-nucleotide messenger RNA. RefSeq names its product putative serine esterase-domain-containing protein. The coding region runs from base 50 to 1333 and encodes 427 amino acids. Lineage: Eukaryota; Fungi; Ascomycota; Taphrinomycetes; Taphrinales; Protomycetaceae. The record is from RefSeq and is a predicted model, not a curated record. Gene Ontology annotation, molecular function: monoacylglycerol lipase activity. The transcript has a single exon.